This is a messenger RNA of Cajanus cajan (pigeon pea), 2539 nucleotides long. Its product is annotated as Concanavalin A-like lectin protein kinase family protein. The record is from RefSeq and is a predicted model, not a curated record. Gene Ontology annotation, molecular function: ATP binding; carbohydrate binding; protein kinase activity. Lineage: Eukaryota; Viridiplantae; Streptophyta; Magnoliopsida; Fabales; Fabaceae. Gene Ontology annotation, biological process: protein phosphorylation.
AUUGUCCUUCACAUUCCACCUAGUCUCAAAAUUAUUACAAACCCUCCAAAUAUCAAUUAGAAUCAGAAACAUGCACCUUCCUUGGUUAGUCAAAUAUCAAUUAGCAUCAACCAUCUUUAUUGUCAUUUCCCUCACCAAUGUUACCUCCUUAUAUUUCAAUUUCCCUACCUUCCAACAACAAGAUGCUGAUCGUUUAUUGCUGAACCCGUAUUCAAAAAUAUACUUAGAUGCCAUCCAAGUGACCCCUGAUAUUCGUGGUCCAAUAAAUGAUUAUUCAGGACGUGCUUUCUACCGCAAGCCAUACAAACUUUGGAACAAGAAGAAGAACCAAAGUGCGUCCUUCAACACCACUUUUGUGCUCAACAUCACUCCCGAAACUACCCCUGGUGGAGAAGGCUUGGCCUUCAUCUUGACUUCAGACACCACUCUCCCACAAAACAGUUCAGGAGAAUGGCUUGGAAUUGUGAAUGCCACUUCCAAUGGAACCUCACAAGCUGCGAUUCUAGCGGUGGAGUUCGACACAAGAAAAAGUUCCAUACAAGAUGGCCCUGACAACCAUGUUGGCAUCAACAUAAACAGCAUCAACUCCUUCCAACAGGUUCCUUUAACCAACACUGGGAUCAAUAUUUCAUCAGGUUUGGAUGUAACAAUCAGAAUUCAAUACUUGAAUGACACAAUAUCAGUUUUUGGUUCCAUGAUUAAUGGAACUUCUAUGAAGACCCUUUUGGUAUCUCCACCUCUUAAUCUAUCUUCCUAUCUUCAAGAAGAUGUUUACCUUGGUUUCUCAGCCUCAACAAGUAAUUACACGGAGCUGAACUGUGUAAAAUCAUGGGAAUUCAGUGGUGUUGAUAUUGGAGAUCAUGAUAAAAGUAUGGUGUGGGUUUAUGUGACUGUUCCAACAGUGAUUGUUGUUGUCAUCAUAGGUGGGUUGGUGAUUUUUUUCAUGCGUUUGCGAAGAAGUUAUUUGGAGAGGCCAGAAGAUGCAUAUCCAAGGAUAGAGGAUCAGAUUCAAUAUUCCUCUAUGGCUCCAAAGAAGUUUAGGUUAAGGGAAAUAACAAAAGCAACAGGUGGAUUCAGCCCUCAGAACAAGCUUGGAGAAGGUGGAUUUGGAACCGUGUUUAGAGGCUUAUUGGAAAACAAGGAGGUAGCUGUGAAGAGAGUUUCCAAAAACUCACGCCAAGGGAAGCAAGAGUUUGUGGCAGAAGUUACAACAAUUGGAAGCCUUCACCACAGAAAUUUGGUGAAACUCACUGGCUGGUGCUAUGAGAAAAGAGAGCUUCUCCUUGUGUAUGAGUUCAUGCCUAAUGGAAGUCUAGACAAGUACCUCUUUGGUGACAAAAAUUAUGGCCUUGAAGGGUGUUCUUCAACACUGGAUUGGGAAACUAGGCACAGUGUGAUUCAUGGGGUGGCACAAGCACUUGACUAUCUCCACAAUGGGUGUGAGAAGAGGGUGCUUCAUAGAGACAUCAAAGCCAGCAACAUAAUGUUGGACUCAGACUACAAUGCAAAGUUGGGGGACUUUGGAUUGGCAAGAACCAUUCAGAAGAGAAACGAGACACACCACUCCACAAAGGAGAUUGCAGGCACACCAGGGUACAUGGCACCAGAGACCUUCCUCACAGGUAGGGCAACAGUGGAGACAGAUGUGUAUGCAUUUGGGGUGCUUGUGUUGGAGGUGGUGUGUGGAAAGAGGCCAGGGAAUGUGCAUGCACAAGAUGACUACAAAAACAGCAUUGUGUAUUGGGUGUGGGAGAUGCAUGGGAAGGGGAAGAUUGUUGGUGCUGUGGAUGGAAGGUUGAAAAAGGAGGAGAUUAAGGAGGAGGAAGUGGAGUGUGUUCUUGUUCUUGGCUUGGCUUGUUGCCAUCCAAACCCACACCUUAGGCCUUCCAUGAGAACUGUUCUUCAGGUUCUCAAUGGGGAAGCACCCCCACCUGAGGUGCCUAAGGAAAGACCAGCUUUCAUGUGGCCUGCUAUGCCUCCUUCCUUCAAAGAAGCUGAAGAUAGUUCCCUCAUCCAGGGUACACUCACUCCAUUCACUGAAAUCACUGGCAGAUAAUUUCUCGGCAUAGACCACAGUUAUUCUCUGUGACAAUUCUAUUCGAACAGGAAUGACAUACUGUAAUCACUGGUAGAUAAUUUCUUAAUAUAGACUAGACUACAAGUAUUCUUUUAGAGACAGUUCUAUGAACAAGAUAGAGUCACUGUAAUUGUUGAAGACAAUUCUGAUUGAAUCGAGUAAAAUCAUCAUCGUAAUCACUGGCAAAUGGGGGAAUGGUUUUUGGUGACCAAAGCUGGGAACUAAUCAAGAUUAGUUAUCCUGGUUAAUUAUAGUUGAAGAUUUCGAAUGGUUCUUGCAUUUUCUGAUUUUAGAUUUUGUGUAAAAGCGUACAUAGGUGAUAAAUUAAUGUAUGUGUUGUAGCUUGAUAUGUAUAUUUGCAGUCUUUUGUAAGUAUAGUGUCAUUCAAUCUUUGCAUGUGUAUAUAUAUUAUUAAUUGGUCCUGUUGAAACAUGUAUUUGAAACACGUGUUAUUUUGGAUGA